Phlebotomus argentipes is the source of this 3046-nucleotide messenger RNA. RefSeq names its product MFS-type transporter SLC18B1-like. The record is from RefSeq and is a predicted model, not a curated record. Lineage: Eukaryota; Metazoa; Arthropoda; Insecta; Diptera; Psychodidae. Gene Ontology annotation, biological process: transmembrane transport. The transcript is spliced from 8 exons. Gene Ontology annotation, molecular function: transmembrane transporter activity. The coding region runs from base 942 to 2423 and encodes 493 amino acids.
UUAGGUUUGCUUCUCGUGGGAUCUGGUGGUGACGAGCCAACACAAGGCUUUAAUUGUGCGACCGAGUACAUUCAGUGAAUCUGAGCCAAAAGUUACGGUUUUCUUCACUGGGGCCUAUUGUAACUAUUGUGUCGGGUCCACCCAGAUCCAGUUUGCCCCUCGUUUUGCUCUCCAGCACAAUCAUCCGCUGUUGGCACUGGCUUUCGGAUGUGCAUCGGCAAAAGAUGAAUAAUAAAAAAUUCUUCUACAACAACUACAACAUCCUGCACUGUCUUUCAAACUUCUCCACCUAAACGUGCACCGUGGCAGUGAGGAGAGUCCUGAGACAAAGCGCUUCUCGGGCUGGUGUGGAGUGAGAAGUAUAUAGAUAGAGAUUAGGAAAGUUGCCCAAUCUGUCGGUAGAGGCAAUUUUGUGCGGGGUGUUUGAACUCAAGGGAUUUUAGUCAAAACAUUCCCAAAAAAGACAGUGGUGUUAAAAAUAUAUAAGAAGAAACGUGACAAAACGGAAUAAAGUAAAUCGCCGAGAUAAUUGGAAUAUAUUUUUUGCCGCCCCUCAAAACGGUUCAGGCGAGAGAAGGAAAAAGAAUUAAUAAUUCAGUCGAGAGAAGGCGAAAAGAGAAAGUGAUAUAUAAAUAAUUAAUCGACAUUGUAAAAUAAUUAAGCAAGAUAGCUUCCUAAAAAUUGUGAUAAUUCCUAUUUAAUACAUUACAUUCUCCAUUGGAAUUGAAAAAUCGCAAGAUAUCGCUGGUGACGAGCAGUCGGAUUCAACUGACGACUAUUCUUAUCUUCUCGCUUAACAGUUUUAAUUGGAUUUCGGUAAUAUUUUAGCGUAGUACGUGUACAUCACUGUGAGAGACAGUUGCUAUCAAGGAUCAAUUUGUGCUGUGCGUAUAGCAAGUGCUGACUGACGGGGAGAAGAGCGAGCAAAUAAUUGGGUUACAAUGAUACCAAAAUUCUCAAAGAGGCAAUGGUUAACGCUCAUCAUUAUUGGAUUGGCUGACUUUUUCAAUGCAAUCUGUGUGAGUUUGCAGUCGCCAUUUUUUCCAAAGGAGGCAGAAGCCAAGGGUUGCUCUGCAACGGAAUAUGGGCUGGUAUUUGGCAUCUUCGAACUCGUGGUGUUCUUCAUAUCGCCUUUCUAUGGACGCUACAUCAACAAGCUCGGACCGAAAAUGCUCUUCAAUUCGGGCAUUUUCACAUCUGGAACCACGGCGAUACUCUUUGGUCUGCUUGACCAAGUGCCAGGACACAUGCCAUUCAUCUCAUUGGCAUUUAUCAUCAGGAUAAUUGAGGCACUGGGCAAUGCGGCCUUCCUCACGGCGUCCUUCGCCAUCAUCGCCAAGGAAUUUCCCGACAAUGUUGCUACAACUUUUGCGUCUCUUGAGACUUUCUUCGGACUGGGACUAAUUGUGGGGCCCACCCUGGGUGGCGCCCUGUACGCUGUGGAUGGAUACUACCUGCCUUUCGUGACACUGGGAUCGGCUCUCUUUAUCGUGGGGAUUCUUACAAUAAUUAUACUGCCCCAUCAUUCACAAGAUGCCGGAAUCGCCGCCGAUAAGGCGUCCAUCUUCCGAGUUCUGCGCAUACCGGGCGUCCUGGUGUGCACCCUUGGAAUUUGUGCAACUAGCUCAUCGAUUGGCUUCCUCACAGCAGUCCUAGAACCCCAUGUUCGUCAAUUUGAUCUCAGUCCAGUGCUGCUCGGCCUCGUGUUCGUCAUCAACGGCGGCAUCUACGCCCUCACAGCGCCCAUCUGGGGCUGGAUCGUCGAUAAGUGUCUCAACCCAAAGAUCGCCUCCUUCAUCGGAUGUAUCCUCAUUGCUGCGGCUUUCUGCCUGAUAGGACCUGCCAGCUUCAUUCCGCUCGAAGAAACGCUCCGUGUCAUCAUUACUGGAUUAAUUUUGCAUGGUUUCGGCAUUGCUGCAAUCCUUGUUGCCAGUUUUACAGAUGCACUUAGAACAUCCAUUGCCCGAGGACUUCCGGAUAAUAUUCAGACCUACGGUCUCAUAUCUGGACUCUGGACAUCUACUUUUGCACUUGGCGCCUUCAUUGGACCCUCUGUCAGCGGAUUCCUGUAUGAUCAUGUGGGAUUCAGAAAUGCAGUAAUAUUUGUUAUAGGAGUUCACUCGCUGGUCGGCCUGAUCUUAUUGACCUUCAUCUGCUCCAAGAGUUCCAACAACAACAACAACUACAAGGAGCUCGACGCCACGGAGCCUUUACUUAAAGACAGCAACGGCGGCGCCAACUAUACAAAUGGUCAGACGGACGAAAACAGUAGCAGCACCCCAAUUAAGAGCCAUAGGAAUGGUCAUGUGCUGAUUGGUGGCAGUAUUGGUACGGAGCAGCAAGUUCCCUGCGCCAUGAAUAAUCUAUUGAGAUGUAAUAGUUACAACAGCAACAGCAAACAGAGCCAAUGGUCAAGAUACUGACCGCACUUAUCUCUUCCCGUCCACUCUCGCAGAUCGGAUCAUGAACCCGUGGCCACGUUGGAAUCCCGGAGUUAUGGUACAGUCGAUGUCCAUCCUGUGCGACUGCAGUGUCACGCCUAGAGUUAGAGGAAUUGCACAUGAUAUAGAGUAAUUAUUAUUAUGCUUCUGUGAACUGUGUGUUGAAGCGCGCGAGGCAGGAAAAAAAAUAUUGUGGAAAUGAUCUAUCUCGAUAUAACAACUAAUAUUAAAAAAAAAAGCCAUCUAUUCUUACUCUAUGUAUAUAUAAAAGUACUGUACACUCAUAUAAUUUAUAUAAAGAUGUUCGCAUUCUGUAUUUCUGUGAAAUUACUUUCCAUUUCAGUUGAUAUUCUGUAGUUUACUCUCUGUCUCUUUUGAAUAUCAUGACUCUGUAGUUGAGAGGUUUCCCCGCCUAGCCGAGACACAUUUUACAGUGGAGCGCGAAACGUUUGUUUAUCUCUUUGUAUCUCAUACGAUCACGGUCAGUUGAUGCCAAAAGGAAACCGUGUAUACGAUAGAUAUUAUAAGAUAGUGAAAAUAUUGUAUGUUCACGAGCACUAAGAUACACUGUAAAAUAAGUGAAAUAAAUCAGCAUUCGCAGCCAA